Molecule: messenger RNA, 919 nt
Organism: Callorhinchus milii (elephant shark)
Lineage: Eukaryota; Metazoa; Chordata; Chondrichthyes; Chimaeriformes; Callorhinchidae
Product: butyrophilin-like protein 2
Exons: 7
Source: RefSeq, a predicted model, not a curated record
AUGGCUUCCCAUCCCCAGAGGAUAGAGCUCAAAAUCUUCAUCCUCUCCAUCAAGGCCCCCCACGGCCUUGUCCCUUCCUCCCUCUCCUGGAGUGUCAGCCUAGAUUGUGAGCUCAGUGUCCUGACAUGGAAGAGAUUCACAGUCAGUGGCCCGGCCCUCCCUGUCCCAGCCAUUGCUGGUUCAGAUGUUGUCCUGGACUGUAAGUGUUCCAUAGAUCUGCCACGAGAGGGUGUGGAGGUGAGAUGGUUCAGGACAAGAUUCGAAUCCCCUGUGCACUUAUACAAGGACGGUCUUCAUCAAUUGAGGAAACAGGAUGAAGCCUACAGACACAGAACACAACUGUUUGUGGAGGAGUUUAUCAAUGGUGAUGUGUCUCUCAGACUGAGAGAUGUGCGGGUGUCAGAUAACGGAGAGUACACAUGUUUUGUUGACUACGCCGGAUCAUAUCAAGAUGCACUGAUAGAGUUGAAAGUUAUAGGCCUUGGCAGUCAGCCUUGGAUUCACGUUGAUGGGCAGCACAGUGAUGGUGUGAGGCUGCGGUGUGAAUCCAGUGGAUGGUUCCCAGCACCAGAGGUUCUGUGGUUUGAUGAUCAGGGAAACAACUUAACAACACUCGGUAACUGGACGGUCAGAGAGGAUUCUAAAGGUCUCUACAGUGUUAAAGGCCAAAUAGAAAUAAUCCAUUCAACCAACAAGAUCAGGUGUCUGAUUCACAAUGAAGAAAAUGAACAAGAAGGAAAACUCCAAAUCUCAGACGAGUUCUUUCCCAAAGUGCCAGUGGGUUUGGUGGUUUCCUCACUGCUCUUAGGACUUGCCAUAAUGGUGCUGAGUGUUCUUGUCGGCUAUUGUGUAAAACAGCGCAGAAACAUAACAGAUCUUCAGAUAAGACUGGAGAGGAGAAAGUUCACCCCCUACGCAG